Fomitopsis serialis is the source of this 1890-nucleotide messenger RNA. RefSeq lists its product as uncharacterized. The transcript is spliced from 4 exons. Gene Ontology annotation, cellular component: CCR4-NOT core complex; P-body. Gene Ontology annotation, biological process: nuclear-transcribed mRNA poly(A) tail shortening; regulation of DNA-templated transcription. Bases 1 to 1890 code for a protein of 629 amino acids. The record is from RefSeq and is a predicted model, not a curated record. NCBI's taxonomy places the organism in Eukaryota, Fungi, Basidiomycota, Agaricomycetes, Polyporales, Fomitopsidaceae.
AUGAAUCGUCCAGGUAACCGCUGGAGCUCGCGAGUGCCUGCUGAGAUGUUCACGUCGCGUGCAGGUCAACCGCCCCAGAGGCCACCGAGCCUCGCACCCAAUCCCGCCCUCGGCGGCCCCUACCGCGGGCCCUAUCCAGGCUAUGGCCUUCCUGCUCGGACCGUCAUGCCAGGCUACCCAGCGCUGCAGAACCACAGAGCAGGCCCCAACCUCAUCGCCCAGCCAUCCCCGAACCUGUUCCAACAACGCGGACAGAACUUCGCGUUCGCGUCCGGAGGCCUCCAGCAGUCGCAGUCGCAACAUACCGGCUCGGCUGCGCUAUCACACACGCCUAUACAGCAGUCCCAGCCUUCGAGCGCGUCGUCGACACUACCGCCGCACCUAGCGCAAUCCACUACGCCAAGCCUUGGGACAGCGCCAUCGGUCUCGUCGGCAAGUGAAGUAGGCCUUGACCCUAACGACUUCCCUGCGCUCGGUUCAACACCAGCGACAAACUCCAACUCGGCGUCAAAUACGAACGCAACGAGCUACGCAAGUCAGGCGGGGACAGGCGUGAUGGGUGCAGGGUCGAGUGGUGCACAAGCAGUGGCAGGCAAUGGAGGUAAUCAAGAACGAAACUUCGGACCAGACGACUUCCCUGCGCUAGGUGGACAGAACCAGACAUCGCAUCCAACGCAGCAGCAUACGUCGGAAGGCCAUCCACCCGGACUAAAUGGCUUCCAGCAACAAGCAGACCAGCAGCAUCGACAGAAUUUGUUGGGCUCAUUAGGGAGUGGCGCACAGACGCCUCUUGGGGGUGGCCAACAGCAGCCAGGCGUGCUAAAUUUGGGUGGACAGGCGAGGGGUGUACAUCCAGGUUUCCAGACACAGUCUGAUGCGGAGAAACAGCGAAACUAUGCGCUGAAACUCAAUCAGACGAACCAUGCUGCAGCUGCUGCGUGGAACUCCCCCAACGCGAACCCUAGCGCACAGCAACCGACCCCGCUCACGCCGAAUGCGCCCAACGGUGCCCACCAAAACCACACGGCGCAAUCACAGCAACAACAUCUCACCACGCCACCCGGUGUGCCACUGCCUGGAACGUUCUCGCAGCAACAACAACAACAACAACAGCCGCAUGCGCCGCAGCAAACGCUAGCAGUCCAGCAAACGCCAUACGUAGGCAAUGGAACAACAGGAGGGGACACCGCCCAGCAUCCAUCGCAAGGGCCCGCCCACGCGACGAGUGCAGUACCACAAACACCAGCGCAGCAAGUGCUCAUGUCGCCUGCAGAUCGGUGGGGGUUGCUAGGUCUUCUGGCGAUGAUUAAGACCGCGGAUCCGGAUCAAAACCUGCUGUCGGUUGGCACCGACCUGGGGACGAUGGGGUUGGACAUGCAGACACAAGGAAGUCUGUUCUCUACCUUCAUCACACCAUGGGCAGACUCGUCCGCUGCGCAUACGGUCGAGCCAGACUUCCAUCUACCGGCAUGUUAUAACGUGCAACCACCUCCGCCGGGCCCGAGCAAGGCGCAGGCAUUCAGCGACGAGACGCUCUUCUUCAUGUUCUACUCCUCGCCACGAGACGCACUCCAGGAGAUCGCGGCGCAAGAACUAUUUAACCGCAACUGGCGCUACCACAAAGAGAUGCGCAUGUGGCUAACGAAGGAGACGGGCACCGCGCCCUCGCAGAAGGUCGGCGGCGGUGAGCACGGCACGUACUCGUACUGGGACCCGGAGAACUGGGAGAAGGCGCGGAAGGAGAUGACCGUGCUCUACUCCGACCUCGAGGAGAAGCAGCAGCAAGUGUUCACGCCUGGCCAGGUGCUCCCGCUGAACCAGCCACAAGUGCCAAACGCACCCGCGCAGAGGAUGGCCACGUUGCAGGGCAUGGGCAUGGCCGCGAUGUAG